UAAGAUCGUAAGUAGUCGUACAACACACCACUCCAUAGUGGAAGAUCCGAAGAUAUAUUUCAUUAGUCGUACAUAAUUGCAUAUUGCAUGAACCUAAAAACCCCAUUACAAAUCACGAAUCAAAACAGCCUACGUGUCAAACUCUCAUCCAUUUCUACUACUAUCACACCCAUUCUAGGUGGCCGACAACUCGACAACCCUUGAUUUUUGGACAUCGUAUACCCCUCCUCUCCAUCCAUCCGUCCACGUGUCCUCCCUUCUCUUCAAUUCACGGCUUGUACGGUCCCAGUCCCACUCUUCUUCGUUCUAACUCAUACUCUCAUACUAUACUAUCAUCAUCUAUUAGUCAUCAUUACUUUUCUUAACUGUUUUUCUUUUCUCUCUCCUCUUCACCCUACCCAACUCCACUCCAUUAAAACCACUCUCCAAACAUACAAACAAACAAACCCAUAACUUAACAUAACAUAACACAAUCAAUUACAUAUUUCUACUAUCUUCAUUUCAUAUUGAUCUUCCUGCGUCACAAAUGCAAGACGUACAGCCAAUCAGCAACAGCCUUGUCGGCGGAAGGCUGUUGCUGAAGCGAAUUAACCACCAAGACCAAGAUAACAUGAUCAAUAGUAGUAGUAAUAAUACUAACUACCAAAUUCUACAACAUCAUCAGCAACACCAAAACCACCACCAGCAACAACCGCAGGCGGCGGCGUUGAAGUGUCCGAGGUGUGACUCAUUGAACACAAAAUUCUGCUACUACAACAACUAUAAUCUCUCGCAACCACGUCAUUUUUGUAAGAACUGCCGUCGCUACUGGACCAAGGGUGGCGUCCUUCGUAAUGUCCCCGUCGGCGGAGGCUGUCGAAAAUCUAAACGAUCAUCGAAGCCGAAAACAUCUACAAUGAUUUCCAUCUCAUCUAAGAAAACUGCUCAGAAUAAUAAUAGUAACAAUAACAGUUCUCAUUCUAGCAGUGAGAGCUCCUCCACGCCGCCCACCGUCAACGGCGGCGCGUUGUUUCAAAUUCCGGAGAUUGAGAACUUCGGGAUGACAUCGGAGAUUGAGCCGAGUCUGUUCUCCGGUGAUAUUGGUGGGUUCAUGAAUUUAAUCAACAACAAUGAAAAUCAUAAUAAUAAUAACAGUAAUAAUGAUGAGAAUAAUAGCAGUGUGAUGACUGCUGAAGAAGGGAAUGGAACGGCGUCGUUUAGUGAAUACCUGCAGAAUCAUCAGGAGUGGGAUAUGGAGAAGAUUUGUGGGGUCCAUCAAGAAGAGGAUAAGAUUGGGGGAUCCAUUGAUCUGGUGGUGGAUCCGACGGUCAGGAUUGAAGAUUUGUUGCAGAACAGAGGAAGUAAUGUGGGGUUUACUACACUAGAUUGGCAUCUAACGGCUGGUAAUAAUAAUAAUAAUAAUAACAAUGAUGAUAAAUUUGAUAAUAAUCAAAGUUUAUUUGAAGUUCCUCAAAGCUCAACCGUUGAUCAUCAUGAUUAUUGGAGUCAAUCAACUACAGCCGUUCAUCAUCAUCAAUGGUCUGAUUCUACUACUAGUCAUCUUCCUUGAUUAAUAUUGUUUCUCUUUUUAACACCCAAUAAUUCAUAUUUUAAUUAUAAGUUUUUUUUUUUUUUUUUUUUAAGAAAAUGGAGUUAAGAUGUAAAUUUUUUAAUACCCGUUUUUUUUUUUUUUUUUUAAAACCCCAAUUAUUGGGUGUUUUAAUAGGGUUGAUUGAUACUUGUGUUUAGAAUGAUGUUUGCCUGAUUUUCUUUCCUAGUAGUGAAAAAAAUUAGGAUUGAUAUGAUAAUUGAUGGGUGUUUUAAUUUGAAUUAUACUACAAAUAUGGGGUGUGUUAUGUAUAUUUUCUGACUAACCUAGAAUUUUAUGUAUCUAAUGUUUGUACCCAUUUUUAAUUUCAAGUCUAAAUGAAAUCUAAUGAUUUUUAGUUAA
This is a messenger RNA of Chenopodium quinoa (quinoa), 1930 nucleotides long. RefSeq names its product dof zinc finger protein DOF5.4-like. The record is from RefSeq and is a predicted model, not a curated record. NCBI's taxonomy places the organism in Eukaryota, Viridiplantae, Streptophyta, Magnoliopsida, Caryophyllales, Amaranthaceae. The transcript has a single exon. Gene Ontology annotation, molecular function: DNA binding; DNA-binding transcription factor activity. The coding region runs from base 527 to 1549 and encodes 340 amino acids. Gene Ontology annotation, biological process: regulation of DNA-templated transcription.